Molecule: messenger RNA, 1101 nt
Organism: Syzygium oleosum
Lineage: Eukaryota; Viridiplantae; Streptophyta; Magnoliopsida; Myrtales; Myrtaceae
Exons: 10
Coding region: 96-791 (231 amino acids)
Biological process (GO): protein neddylation; positive regulation of ubiquitin-protein transferase activity
Cellular component (GO): ubiquitin ligase complex
Molecular function (GO): cullin family protein binding; ubiquitin-like protein binding; ubiquitin conjugating enzyme binding
Source: RefSeq, a predicted model, not a curated record
CUUCUCCGACUCCAAGCAACAUCGAAAUCCUCUCUCUCUCUCUCUCUCUCUCUCUCUCUCUCGCUUUUCUUCUCCUCGGCUGCGAAGCGGAAAGGAUGCGUCGCUCAUCAACGAAGAAAACGGGUCAACCCGCGUCAGCCGCGUCCCUGAAUUCCUCCGCCGCCGAUCUCUUCCGCUCCGCUUCGAGUAAGGCGAGUUCGAAAGAGCUGGAGCGGAUCGAUCAGCUGUUCUCCGCGUACGCGGAUGGCUCCUCUGGUUUGAUCGACCCAGAAGGAAUCGAGGCUCUUUGUUCGGACAUGGAAGUGGAUCACACUGAUGUGAGAAUAUUGAUGCUCGCUUGGAAAAUGCGAGCUGAAAGACAGGGUUACUUCACCUUGGAUGAGUGGCGUAGAGGGCUCAAAUCAUUGAGGGCUGAUACUGUCAGUAAGUUGAAAAAGUCUCUUCCGGAUUUAGAGAAAGAGGUGAGAAGGCCAUCAAACUUUGUGGAUUUCCAUUCCUAUGCAUUCCGCUAUUGCCUGACAGAGGAGAAACAGAAGAGUAUUGACAUAGAGAGCAUAUGUGAAUUACUUGAUCUAGUCCUCGGAUCCCUGUAUCGUGCCCAAGUAGAUUACUUCGUCGAGUAUUUAAAGACUCAGACCGACUACAAGGUCAUAAACAUGGAUCAGUGGAUGGGUUUUCUUCGCUUUUGCAAUGAGAUAAGCUUCCCUGAUUUUGGCAAUUAUAAUCCUGAACUUGCUUGGCCAUUGAUUUUAGACAAUUUCGUUGAAUGGAUGAGAGAAAAGCAGGGCUGAAGCAACAUGUUGUCUAUUACCUGCUGUAAACGACAUUCAUUACUGAAUUAGGAUUGCUGUGAAAAUGGACAUUGAAUUGCUUUUGUAGUCGGUCUUUUCCUUUGAUCUUUGGGUCUACCUUUUACCUGUAAACUAUAUGGCAACCUCAUUCUUCAGAAUUCUGCUUUGUAGAAUGUGACAGUAUCUUCUUUUUUAUUUGUCAUCAAUUGAGUGAAUUGCUAUUACCAGCCAAUUGAGUGCAUUCACUGGACUGGAACUGAGGAUAUAAUGGUUGCCCAAUCUAGUGUGAUGAUGAAUAAUUACUCUGAAA